This is a messenger RNA of Cicer arietinum (chickpea), 939 nucleotides long. RefSeq lists its product as uncharacterized. The record is from RefSeq and is a predicted model, not a curated record. Lineage: Eukaryota; Viridiplantae; Streptophyta; Magnoliopsida; Fabales; Fabaceae.
AGAGAAAAUGAGAUGGACACUCUGUUGGGUGUCGGAAGAGUUGGUGCCAUCGUGGAGAAGCAUAAUCAGAUCCAAUGGCGGUAUCGUCGAAACCAUCGUCUAAACCUUCAUCUUCAUCUUCAUCCUCAUCCUCAUCCAAGCGAGGAUGGACCAAAAACAUUUCCUCAAUUGCAGCCCGCAUCUACUUACUCCUCAUCAUCUUUCAGAUCCCUCUUUUCAGGGUGACUUGUAGAUCUGGUGUGUGUACGACACCUUUACAUGUCACAUCAUCACAGUUAGUUGCAAGUGAGAUCUUUCCUGUUCCCAUUGUUAAGGGUCUUCUUUAUCCAGGGGCUGCUUUGAAUGGCCUCAUCCACAACAUGACUGUUCCAAGUUGGGAUAGUUUGUUGGACUUGUAUAAUCUUACCACUGUUAAAGAAGCUUCUGCAGUAACUGAUCUCCAACGCUUGGAGGUCCUUGCGGGAAGCUACUUCUCAGUUGCAGGGGCACUUGUUGGUAUUCUGAAACCUGGGAGAAUGAGCAUGUUUGGAUCACUUCUUGUGAUAUGGGGACUGGUCAAAGAAGGGAUUUUAGGAAAGCCAGUAAAUACUGAUCCUUCAAAAGCCGUUUACGUCUACCCAACAAUGGUACUUGCCAUGAUAUGUGCCUUCUCGUCUGUAAAAUAUGAUAUGAAGAAGGUUGCCGCUAGGUCAGCCCCUUUCGUGUCUAUUGCUAAACCUCUUAAGGGCUCAUCGAAGUCUAAGCUGAAAUAAGUUAUUCUCAUGUUAAAUUUGUACACGUUUCUCCCAAAUUCAUUUUGGAACAUAUAGACUUAGUUCAGUUUUUCCCAGAAUUUUUAAAUUUUGUUGAUCUUUAAAAGGUAAAAAUAGUCUGCUUAGCAAUUUUUAUAAACAGGUUUCAAGUAACUGAUAAAAAUAGUUAUUGAAUUCAUUUUUGUUA